UUUUUCAAAACUCACAGAACGAGAAUUGCCACCAUAAUUACCUCAUUUAAUAAGGCCAUCUCAAUCUCUCCCAAUCCAUCCCUUUUCCCUCGUAAACCUCCUCUAAAAGCAAAAUAAACCAACCCCUCAACUACCUUAACCACCACCACCACAAUCUCCCUCUCCACUCUUCCCCCCUUUGCACACUAUUUCCUCUUUCACUCACUCCUUACCCCCUUCACUUCUCUCAAAAUGCAACAUCCCCCACUUCUCCAUCUCCUUCGUCAAUCACCAAAAUCCAAACUUUGAACAACUAAAUCUUACCCUUUAUCCCAAACUAACUAACAAAACAAAAUCCAACACCCCCCACUUCUAGUUCUUUCUUCCUCCAAAAACCCCACCUUUCCCCUUCAAACUUUUUUUAAAGAAAAAACCCAAAAAUAAAAAGAAACAACCUUUUGUUCUAUUUUAGUUCCCAUUUUCAAUGUUGCAACCUUGGAACAAACCUCGUUCUUCCCCAUUCUCAUGUUCUUCUUUCAAAGACAUUCAAACCCUCUUCUUAGAUGAACCCUCCACCACCACCACCAAACCCAAACCCUCCAUCUUCCACCGAGUCACACUCGCCAACUCGCUCCUCCGCGCCCGGUCAACUCACCCCAAACUUGCCUCACGCGCCCAUGAGGACCCCCCACGCGCCUCCCAACCGCACCCUCCGCCGUCCAUUCCCCGCUCGGAGCAACGCGUGGUGCUCUACUUCACGAGCCUGCGCGUGGUCCGCGCCACGUUCGAGGACUGCAAAAAGGUGCGUUCCAUCCUGCGCGGGUUCCGCGUCGCGCUGGACGAGCGCGACCUGUCCAUGGACUCGGGUUUUCUCUCGGAGCUCCGUCGGGUCACGGGUCGCAAAUCCGGGUUGACCCUGCCACGUGUCUUCAUUGACGGAAGGUACAUUGGUGGGGCCGAGGAGUUGAGGUGGCUGCACGAGAGUGGCGAGCUCAAGAAGCUUCUCGAGGGCUUGCCCGCAGUGGAUUCCCACCUCCGCGUGUGCCACGUGUGCGACGAUCAUAGGUUCGUGCUAUGCGGGGAGUGUUCCGGUGCUCGCAAGGUGUACGCGGAGAAAGGUGGGUUCAAGACGUGUGCGGCUUGCAACGAGAGUGGCCUGAUCAGAUUUGAAUGGAGAAAAGAAAAUGACUUGUGAAAAAGGAUCAUCAAGACGACGUUUUUUGUUUAGGAAGAUCUUGAUAUUGGGUGCAUAAGAAGGGUGGAAAACAUAGUGAAGAAAGUUUAUGAAAGCACAACGAACUGACAUAUAUAUAAUACCUUUUGUACACUUAUUAUAACAACAAAUGACAUACAUGGGUGAAAUGUGUCGUGAGUGAAUUUUUUUUUAUUCGUAGAAAUUGAAAAUAGGUACUAAAAAAUUUAUAAUAACUCAUUGCAUCAGACUUAAUCAAUUCAGCUGCACUCCUUCCUUCUUGUCAA
Molecule: messenger RNA, 1458 nt
Organism: Glycine soja
Lineage: Eukaryota; Viridiplantae; Streptophyta; Magnoliopsida; Fabales; Fabaceae
Exons: 2
Coding region: 464-1174 (236 amino acids)
Source: RefSeq, a predicted model, not a curated record